AUGGAUGUUGUGGGGGCAAAAAGAUUUGCUUUGAAGGCUGAAAAUUUGUACCCCAAGUUCGAUGAUGAAAAGAUCAAUGGAGAAGUUGAUUGGUACAGGGUGCUUGAUGUUCGACCGUAUGCCGAUGAGGACACAAUUCGGAAACAUUACAGGAAGCUGGCUCUCAUUCGUCAUCCGAACAAAAACAAAUCCGUAGGUGCAGAGGAGGCUUUCAAAGUUCUAUCUGAAGAUUGGAAUUUGUUGUCUGAUAAAACAAGGAGAAUUUCUUACAACCAGAAGAGGAACUUAAGGGGCAGUUAUAUGAAGUUCCCCCAGGUUCAUAAUGCAGGAUGGGACAGAUUUUCUGACUGGGGCUCAUCUACCAAAUUUUCUCAGACAGGUGCAUUUCACGGAUCAGCAAGUAACAUAAAUGUGGCACUGCCAGCUUCUUUCGCCGCUCGAGUUGCUGGUGAUACUCAUCCAGUCAGUAAAACAUUGAAGAGAAGCCGCAAGGAGUCAAAGACAGGUACCAGGACGGGGAAAGCCUGCAAAUGA
Messenger RNA from Hibiscus syriacus, 534 nucleotides. Its product is annotated as curved DNA-binding protein-like. The record is from RefSeq and is a predicted model, not a curated record. NCBI's taxonomy places the organism in Eukaryota, Viridiplantae, Streptophyta, Magnoliopsida, Malvales, Malvaceae. The transcript is spliced from 3 exons. The coding region runs from base 1 to 534 and encodes 177 amino acids.